CAGUCAAAGUAGCGAAGUGGUAGAGCGCGCGAGUUUACUCGCGUUGUACUUUAUUACAGCGUUUUUCGCCACUUCGCGUGUUUCUCACAAAAAGAUUCGACAUUUCGCUGCCGACAAACCAGGAAGGUGACAUUUCUCUUAGGUGUCAGGAUCGCAAUUUAGCCAGAUCGCAAAACUUUAACCAGAACGAAGAGACUUUUAGAGGGUUGAAACAUGGCGGAUAAAAUAUACUACCCCAAUUCGGAUCUCGCCAAGAAAGCGCACUGCGGUAGUCUGGAACAGUACAAGCUUAUGCACGAAAGAUCCAUAAAGGAACCGGUGCAAUUCUGGGGAGAAAUAGCCAAGCAAUUUUAUUGGGAAACGCCGGCAAUCGAGGACAAGUUCUUCUCGUACAAUUUCGAUCUGAGCAAAGGCGAUAUUUUCAUCAAAUGGAUGGAGGGAGCGUCGACGAAUAUAAGCUUUAAUUUGCUCGAUAAAAACGUCAAGAGCGGAAACGGGGACAAAAUAGCGUUUUAUUGGGAAGGAAAUGAUCCAGAGGAUUAUUCGCGAUUAACAUACAGAAAGCUGCUCGAGGAAACGUGCAGGUUCGCGAACGUUCUUAAAUCAAAGGGUGUAACCAAAGGAGACAGGGUUGUACUUUAUAUGCCGAUGAUUUUGGAGUUACCGAUUGCCAUGUUGGCCUGCACGAGAAUAGGAGCGGUGCAUAGCGUGGUGUUUGCAGGAUAUUCGUCAGAUUCUUUGGCGGAACGUAUACUCGACUCCAAAGCCAAAGUCUUGAUCACCACGGACGGCGUGUGGAGAGGCGAGAAAUUGUUGCUGUUGAAGAAUAUCUGCGACGAAGCUCUGAACAAGGUCAAGAAGCAGAACCACCAGCUUGAGAGCUGCAUCGUCAUCGCGCACUUGAGGAGACUUAACAAUCCCCAAGGUAAAUCAAACAAAGUAAACGGCACCAGCAACGGCGACGUUAUAGAAAUGGCCAACGUUGCUUGGGACGACGACCGGGAUGUUUGGUGGCACGAUGAGAUGGAGGAUGCAGAAUCAAGCUGUUAUCCGGUCUGGAUGGCUGCCGAGGAUCCGCUUUUUAUUCUUUACACGAGCGGUUCCACCGGCAAACCAAAAGGUGUUCUUCACACCACCGCAGGAUACUUGAUCUACGCGGCGACAACGUUCAAAUAUGUUUUCGAUUACCAUCCAGGCGAUAUCUACUGGUGCACCGCUGACAUCGGUUGGAUCACAGGACACACUUAUGUAGUUUACGGGCCGUUGGCAAACGGUGCAACGUCUGUUAUAUUCGAGGGAACGCCCUUUUAUCCCGAGAACGAUCGGUACUGGACCGUCAUUGACAAGUAUAAAGUUACGCAGUUUUACACGGCGCCCACGGCUAUCAGGUCGCUGAUGAAAUUUGGUGACGAGUUCGUGAAGAGGCACUCUUUAUCUACUCUCAAGGUUCUUGGUUCGGUGGGCGAACCGAUCAAUACCGAGGCCUGGCUCUGGUUUUACAGUCUCGUCGGUCACGGCAAGUGCAGCAUAGCAGAUACCUUCUGGCAGACAGAAACCGGGGGUCACGUAAUCACACCGUUACCAGGCGCCACACCUAUGAAGCCAGGCUCAGCGACGUUCCCGUUUUUCGGAGUCUUGCCUGAACUUCUCGAUGAAGACGGUCAUGUAAUCGAAGGCGAAGGAGAAGGUUACCUUGUUUUCCGUCGACCGUGGCCCGGAAUGAUGCGUACACUUUAUGGAAAUCACCAACGUUUUCAGAAUACGUAUUUCGACCGAUUCAACGGAUUUUACUGCACAGGAGAUGGAGCAAGACGUGACAAAGAUGGAUAUCUAUGGGUAACUGGUCGUAUCGAUGACAUGCUGAACGUUUCCGGGCAUCUGAUGUCAACGGCCGAGGUAGAAAGUGUGUUGGCAGAACAUUCUUCGGUUACCGAAGCUGCAGUAGUCAGUAAAUCGCAUCCUGUGAAAGGUCAAUGUCUAUAUUGCUUCAUCACGCCGACUACAGGAAAAACGUUUGAUGAAAAAUUGCAGACCGAGCUGAAAAAGAAAGUACGCGAGAGAAUCGGUCCGUUUGCGCAACCAGACGUCAUCCAAUACGCUCCGGCGUUACCGAAGACGAGGUCCGGCAAGAUCAUGAGACGUAUGCUCAGAAAAAUCGCGGCGGGCGACAGGAAUAUUGGUGACACGUCGACGCUGGGCGACGAGAGCGUCAUACAGCUUCUCUUCGAGCUGAGACCGAAGAACAUUUAAACAAACGACGCACUUUUCUUGCGUAUUCAUAACAAACAAAACCAUCUUGAGGAAACUCUAUAUGUGUUGUUUUUAAUUAGACUUGGAAAACGCGAUUUCCAAGCAGUGUUCACAGUUUUAGCUUCCUUACAGUAUGCUUAAGCGGUGGAAGGAAUGCGCACAACAGCAGCGAGUUUAUGCAGGUAGAAUUUGGUGCUGUUG
This is a messenger RNA of Pseudomyrmex gracilis, 2451 nucleotides long. RefSeq names its product acetyl-coenzyme A synthetase (gene AcCoAS). NCBI's taxonomy places the organism in Eukaryota, Metazoa, Arthropoda, Insecta, Hymenoptera, Formicidae. The transcript is spliced from 10 exons. The record is from RefSeq and is a predicted model, not a curated record. Gene Ontology annotation, molecular function: AMP binding; acetyl-CoA synthetase activity. The coding region runs from base 214 to 2250 and encodes 678 amino acids.